UUGUUGGGAGAAGGAGGGGGNGAGGUCUUGCGAAGCCGGUCCGCUGAGGCNCGACGGGCGGGGCUGAGGAUGGAGGUGACUGCGUUCNCGGCGACGGUUGGGGCUGCGCGCGAGGCGGCAGCGGAGUAGGUGGUGGAGAUACGGGCAUGGCGGGGCGGCCCCUCGGUGCUCCUUAGGCGCCGGAGCCAUGGGCGCUCUGAGCAGCCGGGUGCUGCGGCCCACAGGGCGCACAGAGCAGCCCGAACCCACGCCCGGGGCUGGGGGCGCGGCCCGCAGGUCGGACGCGGGCGAAGAUGCGGCCCACAGCUUCUGUUACUGUCCGGGCGGGCGCAAGCGCAAGCGCAGCAGCGGCACAUUCUGCUACUGUCACCCCGACUCCGAGACAGACGACGACGAGGACGAGGGCGACGAGCAGCAGAGGCUGCUGAACACGCCGCGCAGGAAAAAAUUAAAGAGCACAUCGAAAUACAUCUACCAAACGCUGUUUUUGAAUGGUGAAAACAGUGACAUUAAGAUCUGUGCUCUAGGUGAAGAGUGGAGCUUACACAAAAUCUACUUAUGUCAAUCUGGCUACUUCUCUAGUAUGUUCAGUGGUUCUUGGAAAGAAUCCAGCAUGAAUAUNAUUGAACUGGAGAUUCCUGACCAGAACAUUGAUAUAGAAGCACUGCAGGUCGCAUUUGGAUCACUGUAUCGAGAUGACGUCUUAAUAAAGCCCAGCAGGGUCGUUGCCAUUUUGGCAGCAGCUUGCAUGCUGCAGUUGGAUGGUUUGAUACAGCAGUGCGGUGAGACAAUGAAGGAGACCAUCUCUGUGAGAACUGUGUGUGGCUAUUACACAUCGGCAGGGACCUAUGGACUAGACUCUGUAAAGAAAAAGUGCCUCGAGUGGCUGCUGAACAACCUCAUGACUCACCAGAGCGUGGAACUUUUCAAAGAACUCAGUAUAAACGUCAUGAAACAGCUCAUUGGUUCAUCUAACUUAUUUGUGAUGCAAGUGGAGAUGGAUGUAUAUACAGCUCUUAAAAAGUGGAUGUUCCUUCAGCUGGUGCCUUCCUGGAAUGGGUCUUUAAAGCAGCUUUUGACAGAAACAGAUGUCUGGUUUUCAAAGUGGAAAAAAGACUUUGAAGGGACGACUUUCCUUGAAACUGAGCAGGGAAAACCAUUUGCGCCCGUGUUCAGACAUUUAAGGCUACAGUACAUUAUCAGUGAUCUGGCUUCUGCAAGGAUCAUUGAGCAGGAUUCUCUGGUACCUUCAGGUAAGAUUUUCUACAAAAGCUCAUGGUUCUUGUAUCAUUUUAGGCCUCAAGAAAUCAAUAAAGAAGAACUUGAGGGAAACAGCAUGAGGUGUGGUCGGAAGCUUGCCAAAGAUGGUGAGUACUGCUGGCGCUGGACAGGCUUUAAUUUUGGCUUUGACCUCCUUGUGACUUACACCAAUCGAUACAUCAUUUUCAAACGCAAUACGCUGAACCAGCCAUGUAGUGGAUCUGUCAGCUUACAGCCUCGAAGGAGCAUAGCGUUUAGAUUGCGCUUGGCUUCUUUUGACAGUAGUGGGAAACUCAUAUGCAGUAGAGCAACUGGCUACCAAAUACUGACGCUUGAAAAAGACCAGGAGCAAGUGGUGAUGAACUUGGACAGCAGACUUCUGAUCUUCCCUCUGUACAUCUGCUGUAACUUCUUGUAUAUAUCACCAGAAAAAAGAACUGAGAGUAAUCGUCACCCAGAAAACCCAGGACACUGAGGCACUCAUCGGUGGCCAGUUUUAACUUAAUGACCUACUGCGUUCACGUCCAAGGUGACUAACAGUGACCAGCCUUAUGAACUGUGGGACGCUGGAGAUGUCCUCACCUUCAUUACAUUUCUAUGCACAUAUGAAAAAGUAUUUUAAAACUAAGAAAGCAUCUGUCAAACCAUGUAUGUUAAAAGGAUAUCAACUCUUGCUUUAAUUUAGUAGCAGUAGAAAUUGCUAUAGGUAAAUUUCUCAUUUCUUUGCAACAAGAUACAGAUUUAAUUUUGAGCUUGAAUUUCGAUCCUAUCUAAUGUUAGUGAGUUUACUCAUCUGUAAAUGUGUUCCUGUUUUGUUAAGAGAAUGCUAAGGAUGGAGUUUGAGUGGCCAAUCAUAAAUGCUCUUUCAAUUGGUGCCUUUAAAGCUGUCCUUUCAUUUGUUCAGCCACCCGGUGAAGUCUUGUGUUCAGCUGAGAUCCUUUCCAGAAGCCUCUUCGUUUUAGCCGUCAGAUCCUUUGUCAUGGUUUGGGAGACUAAGCUUAGGAGUUGGCUUUGGUUCGUUUUUCUUUUUUCUUUUUUUAUUCUAAAUAUAAGCAUUUUCAUAUUUUUUUAAACUUUAACUUUCCUACAGUUUUAAAUGACAACAAGAAUCAGCUUUAGGACUUGAAAUAAACUUGAAUAAGGGAAAUCAGUUUGAUUCUGAGGAUAUUCCUUCGCCUUACGUGCAUGGUCUUGUCUGGCAUUCUGUGUACUCUUAUGUUAUGAAUUAUUUAUGUACAGCUACAUCUUCACACAUUUUCAUAUUCUCUGAUAGUUGGAAUUUAUGUUCAAAUUUUAGUUGGGAAUCUUGUUUCCUAUUAAGCUCAGGACUUUAUAACCUCUGAACUGAGUGCCUUUGAGUCACAUACAUAAGUAGAUUUCAUGGUGAAUGUACAGGGGGAGCUGGGAACAAAACAGUCAUGUUAGAACAACUUCUUUUGUCAAGAAUAAGAUGUAUGCUCAUCCUGAUGUGUAUGUAUCGGUUCCUUGUGUUUAUUGCUAUUGAAAAUAGCCCGGAUCAUUGUCCUCCAGUCAGAGUAAGUGCUUUUGUGGUUGAUGUGUGGUUUUAGUAUUUUUUUAAAUUGGAAUCAUUUUUAUGUAUCUAUUCAAAUAAUAAAUGCUCAUUUGGAA
Messenger RNA from Mus caroli (Ryukyu mouse), 2889 nucleotides. NCBI's taxonomy places the organism in Eukaryota, Metazoa, Chordata, Mammalia, Rodentia, Muridae. The record is from RefSeq and is a predicted model, not a curated record.